Molecule: messenger RNA, 1185 nt
Organism: Rhineura floridana
Lineage: Eukaryota; Metazoa; Chordata; Lepidosauria; Squamata; Rhineuridae
Product: THAP domain-containing protein 7-like
Exons: 6
Coding region: 228-752 (174 amino acids)
Source: RefSeq, a predicted model, not a curated record
GCAGAGUCACGUGAUUAGAGGCGUGCUUAGACCGCCAUUGCUCUGUGGGAGCUAUUGUGUGCGAGGGGGGAUAAAAGAAACCACCGCGGAAACUUCCGGGAAAGGCGCCUUCCACUUGAAAUGAACAGCAACACCUAUUCCAAUGGAAUCUUUUCAACCCAGUGUAUUCUUCCCAUGCAAUCUGCUGUUUAGUAUCGAUUGUUUCUACAGCUUGGAGUAGAAUCAUUAUGGUGAAAUACUGUGCUGCAUAUAACUGCAACAAUUCAGACACAAAGUUAAAUAGGAAGCAAGGAAUAACUUUUCACAGGUUUCCCAAGGAUAACACGAGAAAGCAAGAAUGGGCCACAGCAGUUCAUCGAGCUGACCCUGUCAGUGGCAGUCUUUGGAUGCCAUCUGAAUGGGACAUGAUUUGUUCCCAGCAUUUUAACCCAGAGUGCUUCAGAGAAAUUAAUGGCAAGAAGUUUCUCAAAGAAGGAAGUUGUCCUUCCAUAUUUUCCUUUCCUGACGCUUUUAAGAAAAUACACACUCCAAAGAAAGCCAGAAAGAACUCCAAAUGGCUUGGAGCAUUUGACCUUACUCUUGUCCAGGCAAAUGUUAGCAAAAAUGAAAACUGCAGUCAGCAGAUCACACAAAAAGCAACAGCUAAUGGCUCAGAGAAGUCACUCGAAAGCAAAGAGCACAAAGUGGAUCUGUAUAGCCCCGCUGAGGAGUAUAAUACAAAGUACACCCUCACAAUGGUGGGAGCCAAUUAGCAUGCAAGGAGAUUCAUACUGACUGCUGAUUAGCUGUAGUGACUCCUAACCUUGCUGGAUUCCCUGGCUCGCCUAAGACAAGCCGAAAGGGCGUCACUUUUAAGUGCAAGCAUACACUCCGUGGUCAGGAAUUGCGGUGGCUUGGACUUCCGGGAAGGGUGACUUAGCCUGUGCCUGCUUUUGAGACGGGCUCCUGCCUCAAAAGAAGCUUAUUCAGAUAUAUCAGUCAGUUUUUUCUUUUUUUUUGACUGAUUAAACUUCUCCCGGGUAGGGAGAAACGAAGAGAUUAACCUCAAAGCCUAUUUUUGUUGGGACGACCAGAUCUCAUUAAUUUAUGGGACGAGGUCCAGCCGACGAAGGUGGGACGGAUUUUCAACAGCAAGCUCUAUCUGUUAAAGCGAACGUUCAUCUUAUCUUCUAAGAGAGAACGCAC